AUGGCUUCGACCAUGGACGAUUUGUUGGCAGCUGCAGGUCGGCUGAACAUCAAGCUGGACGAGGCUGAGACCGAACAAUAUGCCCAACUUCUGAAACGUAUGAAGGCAGCAUUGGAAACGGUGUCACAGCUAGAGGGUCAUUAUCAACCGACGCCAGACCUGGUGGCAACUCCCAGAAACAAACUCUACCUGCCUAAGCCAGAGGAGAACCCUCUCGGGGCAUGGGCCUGGAGAUUUGAAUGCGCAAAGGCCAACCCUUCAUCCAGCUUACUCGAGGGGCGGACCGUGUGCUUCAAGGACAAUAUCUGCGUCGCCGACGUCCCUUGCCUAGUGGGCACCGAGUCAUUCACCGGUUGGGUUCCAAAAACGGACGCGACGGUAGUGACGCGAGUCCUCGAUGCCGGGGCCAUCAUUACGGGAAAGGCAGUCUGUGAGAACCUGUCUCGAGGUGCGGUCAGCAACACCGCCGCCACAGGUCCCGUGCACAACCCGUAUGCUCGAGGCUAUUCUUGCGGAGGCAGCAGUUCGGGGACGGCGGCAUUGGUGGCAUCGGGCGCUGUCGAUUUGGGCGUUGGAUGCGACCAGGGCGGCUCAAUCCGAAUCCCUGCCAGUCUCUGUGGCCUUUACGGCUUCAAGGCCACCACUGGACUGGUGCCGUACACGGGCAUUGCCAGUAACGACGCCAGCGUAGACAAUGUCGGCCCCAUGACAACGACGUGCCUUGACAACGCAAUCAUGUUGGAAGCGAUUGCGGGCGUUGAUGGGCUAGAUGACCGGCAAAUCGCAGGGACCCCCUUUCCUAAGAAUGUGCCAGCAUACUCCCAGAUCUUGCGAGAUACAAAGGAGCAGGGCGUGAAAGGGAUGAGAAUCGGCCUGCUCCACGAAGGCCUCACGUCUCCCGUAAUGGACGCAGAGAUCGCGAAGAAGUUCCGAGCAGCGGUGGCUGUUUUUGAGAAACUAGGGGCCAACGUCGAAACCGUGUCCGUCCCAAUGCAUGCCAGCGCUCGACAGGUCUACUCUGUGCUCACCAAAAUGGGAAACCACAUAGGCAUGCUGGGCCGGGCGACGGGGCGACGACAAGUGAUGCUCACCGAUCUCUUUGAGAAGAAAGCCCUGCCUUACACGCAACAAUCGUGGGAGAAGUUGAGCGCAAUGAGCAAAGAGGGCCUGUUCUCCGGCGAAUAUGCCUGGCAAGAAUACCCCACUGCAUAUCCCAAGGCCGUCAAUCUCGCACGCAAACUCACCCAUGCCUACGACGAAGUGCUCUCGAGGUACGACUUGUUGGUCAUGCCAACCACACUGACGCCCGCGGAUCCGUUGCCCCCGGUGAACGCCACUCCAAUGGAACACAUCAUGGCCUCGACUGGCAAAACGGAGAAUACAAGCCCAUUCAACAUCACCGGUCAUCCUGCUCUGGCGGUCCCGAUCGGCUUCGUCCCAUCACACGCCAACCCGAACAUAAAAAUUCCCGCAAGUAUGCAGAUUGUGGGAAAGUUCUGGGACGAGGCAACAAUCUUCAAAGCAGCGUAUGCCUGGGAGAAUCAUGUCGAUUGGAAGAACUUUUGA
Capronia coronata CBS 617.96 is the source of this 1566-nucleotide messenger RNA. RefSeq lists its product as uncharacterized. Lineage: Eukaryota; Fungi; Ascomycota; Eurotiomycetes; Chaetothyriales; Herpotrichiellaceae. The transcript is spliced from 2 exons. The record is from RefSeq and is a predicted model, not a curated record. Bases 1 to 1566 code for a protein of 521 amino acids. Gene Ontology annotation, molecular function: catalytic activity.